UUGGUAACGCAGCCAAGCAGCGGCGUGGCUUAUGGUCAGGGUGGUGGCUUGGGUUCAGGCUUGGCUAAGUAACUUGGUAGUUGAAGGUUGAUUAAUGCGGGUCAGUAAUUUUGUUGGUGUAUCAAUACUAAUCAGUUGAGAAAAAAGAACAAAAAAUAAUCAAAUUUGGAGAAGAACCUAUUUAUCAGUGAUUGACAAAGUUUGUCUCAGUUUAGCCGAAGAAAGCAGACCUAGAAAAUUUUUAAUCAAACGUUCCAGUGCUGAAUAGCUACAUAUAAAUCACACUACACGCUCAGGAUCACAGCUAGCAACAUGUCCAGCACAUCGCAAAAGCACAGAAACUUCGUAGCUGAACCAAUGGGAGAAAAGCCGGUGACUGAACUUGCUGGUGUUGGUGAAGUUUUAGGCAAAAGAUUAGAGGCGGCUGGUUUUGAUAAGGCUUAUGUUGUUCUCGGCCAAUAUUUGGUUCUGAAGAAGGAUAAAGAGUUGUUUCAAGAAUGGAUGAAAGAUACAUGCAGCGCAAAUACAAAACAGUCUCAAGAUUGCUACCAGUGCCUUUGUGAUUGGUGUGAAGAGUUCUUGUAAAUAUUAGGCAAAAUGAGUGACAUUUUUUUACUUUUGUAAAUGAUUGAAGUUGGUUUUUUUUUGUUUUUUUUUUUUUUUUAACAAAAUGAUCUUUCAUAUAACUAUAACUUAAAAGCAUGUUCUACCAAAUUCAAUUGUAUAUAAUCCUUACCUGUACUAAAGAUGAAUACAAAUUUUAACCAAA
Neodiprion fabricii is the source of this 769-nucleotide messenger RNA. RefSeq names its product barrier-to-autointegration factor (gene baf). The coding region runs from base 313 to 585 and encodes 90 amino acids. Lineage: Eukaryota; Metazoa; Arthropoda; Insecta; Hymenoptera; Diprionidae. The record is from RefSeq and is a predicted model, not a curated record. Gene Ontology annotation, molecular function: DNA binding. The transcript has 3 exons.